Molecule: messenger RNA, 2442 nt
Organism: Plasmodium falciparum 3D7
Lineage: Eukaryota; Apicomplexa; Aconoidasida; Haemosporida; Plasmodiidae
Product: DUF4187 domain-containing protein
Source: RefSeq, a predicted model, not a curated record
AUGAGUUCCCCUACUAAUGAAAAUACGAAUGAAAGGAAAAGAAAAAAAACCAUUGAAGAAGAAAAUGUUCUAAUUAAAGAGAAAGAAAAUAUAAAUUUGAAAAAAAAGAAAAUCGAAUUUGAGGAUGAUGAAGAAUUUGAAAAAUAUGUUUUUAGUAAUUUUAAAAAUGCUGAAGAAAGUUAUAAUAAUAAAGAGCAAUAUAUUUUAUCGGAAAUUACAAAAGCAUUCUUUAAUGAUAACAGAAAAUACAAAAGCAUAGAAGAUAUGGCAAAUGAAAUAAAAAAUCAAGCUAUAAAAAAUAUUAAAAAAAAUUUAGAUAUUAUAUGUAAUAAUGAGUGUACUAGUCCUUUUUUCGUUGAACGAUUUCGUGUAAAAUAUAUUAAUGAACAGAAUAUGUUAAAUAUAAAAACAGCUCAGAAUUAUUUUAAAGAAUUUAUAAUAUUAUAUAAAAAUAAUAAUUUUAAUGAUUUCAGUUUAGAGAUAAAUACGAAUAUAGAAGAAGGGGGGGCUAGUGAAAAGAAUAAUAUAGAAGAUGAUGAUGAUAUAGAAAGUGGUGACAACAUAAAAAGUAAUGAUAAUACAAAAUCAAAAUUAGAUAAUUCACAUAAUAAUGAUAAUAAUAUGGAAGAAAAUAAAAAUAAUUCCAUAUUAAAUGAAGAAAAUAUGUAUAUAUCUAAUCUGUGGAAAGAAAAAAUAAAAUGCAAAAUUGAUAAUAUUAAUGAUAAUAAUAUAUUAACAAAGAUCUUAAAUUAUAUAGGUGGUACAUCAAUACAUGUAGAUCAUAUACCUAUGCAUAUAAAUAAAUUUCACAUAUUAAAUACACUCAGUACUUUAAAAUAUAAUGUGAUGAAUAUAAAUAUAUGGGAUGUAUAUAAUACCAAAGAUACAAGAGCACAUUCUUUUUUUAGAAGAGCUAAUAUAUAUUUUAAUAAUAAAACCUCAGCUACUAAUGUAUUAAAUACUAUACGGGAAAAUACGUAUGCUAUACCUAUUCAUCAGUGGUACAUGAAUAAUGUCAGGAGAAAUAUAUAUAAUACCAUUGAUUUUAAAAUAUGUCCACCCAUAUGUUCACAUAUGGAAAGAAUAAAAAAAGAUUAUAAUAUGGCAAAAGAACUUGUAAGAAAAUUAGAUUGUUCAUGUGGAAUUAAUAUGGACCUCUUCAACAAAAUGAGCGAUGACACAUAUUUAAAUGGUCCAAUAAAUAAAAGAAGAAAAGUUGAUGACAAAGAACAUGAUGAAACGUUUAAUGAUAAGAGCAAAAAUACAUUCGAGGUAAAUACAUUAAAUAAUAAUAAUAAUAUAGAGAACAACAAAAAUGGUUUUAAUGAUGAUAAUAUAAAUGAGGACAAAAAUAUUAUUGAGAAGGAGAAUGUUACGGAGAGCCCUAUAAUUUCUAUGAUAGAAAAUAAUGAAGAACAAAAUUACGAUGUGAAAAAAAAAUUAGAUAUUUUAAUUUUAUAUUUAAGAUUUGUUCAUAAUUUUUGUUAUUAUUCAGCAAAAAAAUUUAAUACAUAUGAUGAGUUACUUAGAGAAUGUGGUUAUUUCUAUCUAAGAGUUAAUGUAGGGCAGAAAAAAUUACACAAGAAUUUUAUUCCAAUAUUUUAUGAAAACUGUAAUAAAGAAAAGGAUAAUACAUACUUAGAUAAUAUGAUAAUUAAUAGUAUAUCUAUUGAUGAAACUAAUUUAUUAAAUGAGGAUAUAAAAAAUGGUUUAUCAAUAAAUAGUGAACAUAAUGAUUUAAAAAAUCAAAAUUCUUUUGUAAUGAAUAAUGAAACUAAUGAUCAUAAUGAAAAUAGGAAGUAUAAAUUAAAAUAUACAAAUGAUAUGUUAUUAUAUAAAUUAUUAAAUAAUAAAAAAAACGAAAUAUUUUCUUUUCAAGAUGAAGAACAAAUCAAGAUAUCAGAGUUUCAGUUGAAAUGGCUAGUCCAUUUUGAUAAUGAAAUAAAAAAUGCUAUUAAUAAGAAAUAUUAUGAAAAUAUUAAUAUUGAAAAAACAAAUGAAUUUUUAGAUAUUCUAAAAAAGGAUUAUGCAUUAACAACAAGUGAUAAUAAACAAAGUGAUAUUAGAUGUUCUAAAUGUAAAAAACUUUUUAAUCAUAUUAAUGAUUUACCAAAUCAUAUCUUCUUAAAACAUAAUCAAUUUAAAAUGAAAUUAAUAACCGAAACUGAAAUUCAAAUAAUGAAAAAGAAAUUUUAUGAAACUCCACAUUCUUUUCAUUUUCUUUUUAUGAUGGAAAAAAAGUAUAAUUACAUGUUCAAAAAUUAUAAUCAUAAAAAUUCUAUUUUUAAAAGAAAUAAAAGUUUUAUAAAUCAUAAUUUACAUGUAUUAAACAAUACAAAUAAAAAUGAAUACAAAGAUUUUGAUGACCCACAACAAAAUCUUUUACAAAAUGUAAAACAUACUAAUACCAACAAGAGCAAAAAUUUCUAUGACGAUACAUAA